UUCAUAUUAUUACUUUCUUCAUCAAUGAUAGCAGCACAAUAAAUUUGAGCAAUAAUAAAUAAUUAUGAAUUCAACCGAACCCUAUGUUCACUGGAUUCACUGCAAUAAGUGUUACCAAUUGUAUAUUAAAAAAGAAGUUUCUUUCUAUUUACUUGCCUGCAAGCAUGUCAUUUGUAGUUUAUGCGCAAUUGAGCUGCCUCAAUCGAUUAAUGGUCCACGAGCUUAUAAAUGUCCAGUGUGCAGUCAGACAACUAGGGCAUGCGUAAUUGGAAAUACAAUGCCAAAAAAUCUAAAAGAUCUAUUUCAUCCCCAGCCAUAUUUAGAUGGUUUGGAUAACUACAAAAUUAUGAGUUUUCAACAGGAACAACGUAAAAAAUUUUUCGAACACAUGUAUAAAUUGGAAACGCGAAGAACAAACCUCCUUCAGGAAAUAGAACUUGCAAAACAAAAAACGCGUCAAUUAUUCCAAAACUUUGAGGAAACAAAGGCUGAGCGUAGACAACUGCAAUAUGUUUGUCAAGGACUACGUUUAAACAAAGAUUCCUGUGCCUCUUCGACUUCCUCAGGAUAUUCAUCUGCAGCGAACGAUAGAAAUCUAAAUGAGUUAUAGAUUAGUAUUUACUUUUUUCCCUUGAAUUUAUGUUUUAUUUGUCAAUAAUGUUGUUACAUCUUAGUUUAACUAUGAACAAUUAAAUUUUUGAUCUUCUUGUUUUUUAAAAUCGAA
Stomoxys calcitrans (stable fly) is the source of this 724-nucleotide messenger RNA. Its product is annotated as RING finger protein vilya-like. Bases 65 to 610 code for a protein of 181 amino acids. NCBI's taxonomy places the organism in Eukaryota, Metazoa, Arthropoda, Insecta, Diptera, Muscidae. The record is from RefSeq and is a predicted model, not a curated record. Gene Ontology annotation, molecular function: SUMO transferase activity. Gene Ontology annotation, biological process: homologous chromosome pairing at meiosis; reciprocal meiotic recombination; protein sumoylation. The transcript is spliced from 3 exons. Gene Ontology annotation, cellular component: synaptonemal complex.